AUGGCAAUAGAUUUGGGUGUGCAAGAAUUAAUUGUGUUGGGAGAUUCUGAUUUGCUUAUCCAACAAGCUCAAGGCGAAUGGAAAACUCGAGACCUCAAGCUCCUUCCAUACAGACAAUGUGUGGAACAUCUUAGCAAAAGGUUCAUGUACAUCGAGUUUAGAUACAUCCCCAGGUUUCAUAAUGAUUUGGCUGAUGCCUUGGCUACUUUGGCCUCAAUGCUUCCCUAUCCGGGAAACACUUACAUCACCCCAUUAGAGAUUCAAGUUCGGGACCAACAUGGCUAUUGUAAUACAGUGGAAGAAGAACCUGAUGGUGAGCCAUGUGAUGCUGAAGAAGCCGAGAAAAUUAUGAAUGAAGUGCACGCUGGGGUAUGUGGACCACACAUGAACGGAUAUGUCCUUGCAAAAAAGAUACUCCGAACAGGAGUUGCACCCCAUGGCUGCUCGUUGGCCCUUUGUGCAUGGGGAAUGGAUGUAAUCGGACCAAUUGAGCCAAAAGCCUCUAACGGACAUCGAUUUAUUUUGGUUGCAAUUGAUUACUUCACCAAAUGGGUGGAGGCGAUAACUUUGAAAGCAGUCACUAAAAAGGCGGUCGUGGAUUUUGUUCAUUCAAACAUUAUUUGUCGAUUUGGUAUCCCAAGAGCUAUCAUCACAGAUAAUGCUGCAAACCUCAAUAGUAAUCUGAUGAAGGAGGUAUGCGAGCAGUUCAAAAUUGUGCACCACAAUUCUACUCCAUACCGACCAAAAGCCAACAGAGUUGUGGCGGCAGCCAACAAGAAUAUCAAAAAGAUUCUUAGAAGGAUGGUUCAAGGCAUUAGACAAUGGCAUGAGAAGCUUCCUUUUGCACUUUUAGGAUAUCGCACAACAGUGCGUACCUCGAUUGGUGCAACUCCUUAUUUGCUGGUGUAUGGAACUGAGGCUGUGAUUCCAGCAGAAGUCAAAAUUCCAUCUCUUCGAAUUAUUGUCGAGGCUGAAAUUGAAGAUAUUGAAUGGGUCAAAACCCGACUAGAGCGACUCGCAUUGAUAGACGAGAAACGAUUGACGGCUGUCUGUUUUGGUCAGCUUUAUCAGCAAAGGAUGGCUCGUGCAUACAACAAAAGGUGCACCCAAGACACUUUGAAGUAG
Solanum pennellii is the source of this 1125-nucleotide messenger RNA. RefSeq lists its product as uncharacterized. Gene Ontology annotation, biological process: DNA integration. The coding region runs from base 1 to 1125 and encodes 374 amino acids. The transcript has 3 exons. Gene Ontology annotation, molecular function: nucleic acid binding; RNA-DNA hybrid ribonuclease activity. NCBI's taxonomy places the organism in Eukaryota, Viridiplantae, Streptophyta, Magnoliopsida, Solanales, Solanaceae. The record is from RefSeq and is a predicted model, not a curated record.